Lingula anatina is the source of this 4891-nucleotide messenger RNA. RefSeq names its product VWFA and cache domain-containing protein 1. NCBI's taxonomy places the organism in Eukaryota, Metazoa, Brachiopoda, Lingulata, Lingulida, Lingulidae. The record is from RefSeq and is a predicted model, not a curated record. Gene Ontology annotation, molecular function: voltage-gated calcium channel activity. Gene Ontology annotation, cellular component: voltage-gated calcium channel complex.
AUUAACUGUGUCAAGUGGAGCCACAUUAAUUGAUGGUCAGAUAUUAGGACAGGUGUUAAAGGAAAUAGCUAAUGAUGCACUGGGGGUAGAAGAGAUGCAGGCAGAAUAUGACAAAGUGUCAUAUAGAGAAGAUUCUAUUGAUGGACCAGGGAAUAUUAGAGAACUUGCCAAUUCACUGAGAACCAAGUUCCAAGGUCCGAUCUCUGCACUGACCAAGAUCAAAGAUGCCAUUGAAGAUGACUAUGCCAGCUUCUCCAGUGUCAGAUCUAUGACACAGUGCUGCCAAGUGGUGGAAGCUACUUAUGACAAGAGGUUUAGUCAGGAGGUCAACUUUGACAAGGCCUGUGUUACAAUAGCAGGCCAGAGUUCAGUGAAUAAAAAAUUCCCCACGGCAAGGGUUGUUGAAGUGAUGAAGGAAAACGUCCGCAUCAAUCCAAAUCUGAAGUGGCAGUACUUUGGAGGAGAAGAUGGUAUACUUCUCAAUUAUCCUGCAGUGAAACCCACAGGUGUGCCUGACUGUGAUAGUUAUGAUCCAAGGUUCAGGCCAUUCUAUGUGUCUGCAGCCACUCCAGUUCCCAAAGACAUUGUGGUUGUCAUAGAUACAUCAGGAUCCAUGACAACAUAUCACAACAGCAAGACACUGCUCCAGAUUGCCAAAGAUGCAGCAAGAACAGUUGUGGAAACCUUGAGUGCAAAUGACAGGGUUGGACUUGUGUCGUUUUCCUCCGCUGCGUCCACGCCAGUGCUGUCAGAGAGCACCUGUUAUACCACGUCUCUAGCUGCUGCCACGCCACAAAAUGCCAAGAACUUGAAAAAAUACAUCGAUAGUCUGAGGGCAGGUGGAGCAACUAACUACCAAGCCGCUAUGGAAAAAGCGUUCUCGUUAUUCAAUAGUUCUGAGAAUUCCUUUAAAGGUGAAAAAAGAAAUAAAGUGAUAUUAUUCCUAACUGAUGGUAAAAGAACCCAGGGCGGAAAUCCUCUGGAGACCAUACGGGAUCAAAAUGCCAUCCUUGGCAACCAAGUCCUCAUCUUAACAUUUGGUCUCGGCCAGUCCCUGGAGGAAAGUUCUCUCGCUGAAUUGAGGAACAUGGCUGCCCAGACUUUAAGCAAUCAAUUUUAUGGGGAAAUUACAGCUGGCACCUUCACUCAUGUUACGGACCCAAAUCGUCUUCGUUCUGCCAUGGCGUCUUACUACGACAUCUUCAGCUCUACUGGCAGUCCCAUUAUAGACCCCCAGUUCUCUGUACCAUAUAUAGACUUAUUUGGGACAGGUCUCAUCACAUCAGUCUGCUUGCCUGCAUACCACAGUGGCCGACUAAUUGGUGUAGCUUGCUCUGAUGUUGCCAUGAGUGAACUCCUCUCUGAAGCCACCUACUUUGACAAGGGUGAACUGAGCUAUGCCUUUGUUAUCAAUGGCUAUGGCAGGACAUAUUCCCACCCUCUGCUGCCAAGACCCUAUGAUGUCACAGAUGAUCCCAUCUUUGUGGAUAUUCAUCACUUAGAGAGGGCACCUGCUGCUAAAUCUGUGAUUAGCUCCAUGAUCAGAGGCGAGGAGGGUAACAGCAGCUUUGUUUCCACCAGAACACAGGCCAGAGGAGAUGUGUUCAGAGAAGGUGUCAGCUUAACAAAUGUCAUGUCACAUUACUACUGGGCACCAAUUCCUGGGAGUAAUAUCUCGGUAUGUCUAGUCAUAGGAGAGGGUGACAAAAUCAGCGUGCCGUCACCUCAGACUGCAACGUCGGCCAUGUUUAACUACCACAGAUAUGACCUCAAACCUCCAUCAAGUCCAUGCAAGCACUUUUCUCGAUAUGCAUCGAAAGGCUCUAGUGCAGUGAUGCUCACCCCAGGGGCCUUCAGACAGCCAUAUCACUAUCUUAACACUGAGGAAACAGCCACCAAUGUCACACAAUAUGAGAGAUAUCUCACAGGACAGAGCUCACAAAACCCUGGCUUAAAGACCUCCAUUCUGGACAGUGUAGUGAUCACAUACAAAGCUGAAGAAAUCUGGAAGAGGAAACCAGCAGACUUUGUUGUGUAUAGAUCUAUUGGGACGAUGGACGGUUUAAUGAGACUUCUCCCAGGGUUGCAGCUGACGAAAAAUUACGACCACACCAGGAGAGCUUGGUUCAAGAGGACCUUAACAUACAAGGGCACAAAUGUGGUUUCACCGCCAUAUUUGGAUGUUUGGGGUUCUGGCUAUGUCAUAACACUCAGUCAUACUUUAUAUGAGGGAAAAUCUGGAGGAGUGCAUACACCCAAUGACAAAGUGACGGCAGUUAUUUUGACGGACUUCACCAUUACUUAUUUCUACCAGGUGAUUCAGGACAGAUACGUAAACUGUAGAGAUGCUGGAUACAGCUGCUUAGUGAUGGAUUCCAGUGGUUUCAUAGUAAUGCAUGAUGAUUUUGUAAAAGCUACUGACACGCCUGAUAUUGAAAAUGUACACAUUUUAAAAAAGGAACCUGUAAUAGGUUCAAACCUGGUCACAAGGGGGCUGCUGUCCAAGAGAAGCUGCCUGGAUUUUGAGUCAAUAAAGGAACAAUACUUUUGGCAGGUAAAUUUACCAAAUCCUAAUGGACUGGAUCUUAUGCAGAGCAGUCCAUCAUAUGAAAUACGACCAAUUCCUAACAGCAACAUUUACCUGAUAAUCUACAGCAAGAAAAUGUCAGAAAGUAUUUCUUGUUCUUGUCCUUUUGGUUCUGUGUCUCCAUCCAAGUUUGAAUGUUCUCCAAGACAAACAUGCGAGUGUCCCUGUCACAGCAAGGCUGACAACUUUAACUACUGUACAAACUUUUACACCUUAUUAUAUGAUUCGGCCCAAACCUGUGCCUCCCCAGCGCCUGACCUUACAGAUAUUGCCAAGGGGGAAGUCGAGAAGGUGAAAGACCUGGACCUCUGCAUCCCUGUGAACUGCUCAGCUAAAAGUUCCCAAGACUCCUGUUUCUCAGUGGCAGGGUGCAGUUGGUGCUCUCUGGGUAAAAGAGGAGAAACCUUAGCAUCCCCUUUCUGUGCUAGCCAGUCUGUAUGUUACUUUGGAAAACUGGCCCAGGAUCAGCCCUGCACCUCUGGUACCUGCUCAGAUCCUGAUGGUGGAACACAAACAUCAGGUGAAAACAAUGCAGGGGCCGUAGCUGGGGGAGUCAUAGGGGCAGUUAUACUACUUAUCUUAAUUAUCAUCAUAUUCAUGUUAUACAAGAAAGGAAAGAUCUGUGCAUCCAAGCCCAGGACACCAAGUAAUGUGAACAGCCCCGGCUCCAAUAACUUGGCUUUCUCUGAUAUAACCUCCCCCCCUGUGAACCCCUCUGCUCCGCCCUCCUUUGGACAUGUUGGCGUGGACCCCCCACCAAGUUACACUGAGGUCUAUCAGCAAGGGUUCACUUAUAAGUAACAGCGCUUUUUUUUUCAUCUUCAAAUUUCUUAUAGACAGGUGGUAUGAUUAGGAUGUGAGAGACAGAGCACUUGGCUUAAGCAUCACUUGCACUUUACAAGUCUUGCCAUUUCCUGAUAAUUUUAUCUGAAAUACUGGUAUCAGGUGUGUAUACGGGAUUGCAAUGAAAUUGCUUAACGUAGGUACAUGUUCCUCAUGUUGAAUAACGUGAUUUAUUCAUCACAAUUCACAUUUAAGAUGGGACAACAAAUUACUUAUCCCAUGUCACAUUCCAGACAUGUUAAUGUGAUAUUCAAUACAAAUUCACAUUCCAGAUGUGAUAACAUGAUUUUCAUCCCAAUUCACAUUCCAGAUGUGAUAAACAUGAUUUUCAUCCCAAUUCACAUUCCAGAUGUGAUAAACAUGAUUUUCAUCACAAUUCACAUUCCAGAUGUGAUAAACAUGAUUUUCAUCACAAUUCACAUUCCAGAUGUGAUAAACAUGAUUUUCAUCACAAUUCACAUUCCAGAUGAGCAAAAACACUGCUUUUUAUCUCUUUUUGUUCUUUGUAUUACAUAUAUUUAAUUAUUAACUAUUUUUAUAGGAUAUUAUUAUUAUUAUUAAUACUCAAGAGAAGUGAAGACAACUGAAUCUCUAUGCAUUAUAAUUUCCAUUUAACACAGUAUUGAGCAUUAUUUACAUCUUUGUCGAAUAUACUUUUUCUUCUAUACAAAAGAAAUAUCCAUUGAAAAUAUUCAUGUUUUCUCAAAGAAUACCCCACUCUGCCUGAAAUGAGAUUUUAGACUAUAUAUUAAUACAUAUCAUGUAACUGUCAUUGAAAUUGUUCAACUCAUCUGGAACACUGUUCAUCAUUAUCAUUUUGAAACCAGAUGGAGAAACUAAGCAGUUCAGAAAUGAUGCAUAUCUCUAUGGAAAAAAUAUUGCAUAAUAUACAGACAUCACAGGCAUUGUGAAUAUCUGAAUAUAUGUGUCUGAAUAUAAUUUUUACUGGAUUUAUUUUACAAAAAAAAGUUAACUAUGACAAAUUUGUCCUAACAAUGAGAACCCCUGCUGUAAACCAAGUAAAAGAAAAAAAUGUUAUUACUGGAAGAAUUAUUUAUGCUGUAUAAAUUAUUUAUAGUAUCACCUUGACCUUCGAAGAAAUGAUUUUUGCAGUGGUCUUAUCAGUCAAGGUAAAAACAGUUUCAGUCUGUAUCUGUGUGUAUGUGUUUACAGUUUAUAUUUAUAAUGUUAUACACUGGGACAGGUAAGAAUGGUUUUAUUGGCCAAUGACAAUUUUUUCCUCUGUCUUAGACCUAUUUUUCUUUUGCUCAAGUAACAGCCAUUUCAAUUUUUUUUUAAAUUUGAUAAUGUAAGCUUUAAUUACUCCAGAUGUUUUAUGCUGGGAACUUUUAUGGACACACUAUGCAAUGUACAAUAUCCUAGAUGUAUUUUGGAAAUAAUUUUCUGCAUUAAUAUGGUAUAUACAAUUUCUUUAAUAAAGUAGUAAUGAUGGGCACCUUC